Molecule: messenger RNA, 2195 nt
Organism: Esox lucius (northern pike)
Lineage: Eukaryota; Metazoa; Chordata; Actinopteri; Esociformes; Esocidae
Product: alanine aminotransferase 2-like
Exons: 12
Coding region: 366-1832 (488 amino acids)
Biological process (GO): biosynthetic process
Molecular function (GO): pyridoxal phosphate binding; L-alanine:2-oxoglutarate transaminase activity
Source: RefSeq, a predicted model, not a curated record
GCGAAUGGGCCUGCAGUGGAACUGGGAAGACCGGAGCCCGGAACAGUCCAGACCUGUGAGUGUUGUUUCUGGGUACAACCAGUUCACACGUGGGCCAAAGACCAGUGAGAGUGGCUCUUAUUUCACUCCUCAGUUUAAACAGCCGCCGUCCUUGAAUAGGGCCCAAAUAUUCACCGGAGGGCGGGGGAGGGGUGACACCACCCAGCAGGACUGUCUGACACGGGUGUCAGGGUAAAACAGAACGGCCUAAGACGGGGAAUGAUACGCAGGGAGCCUUCAUACUGAUCAUCAUCCGCAGACUGGACAUUCGUCUCAGACUUUUUCGUUGGUUUUCAGCGAAACAGUGUGCGCUACCGACACCCAAGAUGACUGAAAAUGGAUUAGGGCACCGGGAGAAAGUGCUUAACAUGAACACUAUGAACCCGAAUGUUAAACGAGUGGAGUAUGCUGUCCGGGGUCCAAUUGUGCAACGUGCUGUGCAGAUUGAAAAGGAGCUCAAAGAGGGAGUGAAGAAGCCCUUCUCAGAAGUUAUUAAAGCCAAUAUUGGCGACGCCCAUGCCAUGGGUCAGAAACCAAUCACAUUUUUCCGACAGGUUGUGGCACUGUGCGCGUACCCGGACCUCCUAGAAGACAACAAGUUUCCGGAUGACGCUAAAAACCGAGCACGGCGCAUCCUUCAGUCCUGUGGAGGGGGAAGUUUAGGUGCGUACAGUGCCAGUACGGGGAUCGAGGUCAUCCGACAGGACGUUGCUAGGUACAUUGAGAAGAGGGAUGGCGGAAUCCCCAGCAACCCGGACAACAUCUACCUCUCCACGGGGGCCAGUGAUGCUAUAGUGACUAUGCUGAAGCUGUUGACGUCCGGGGAGGGGAAAACCCGUUCGGGGGUGAUGAUCUCCAUCCCUCAGUACCCCCUCUACUCUGCCGCACUGGCGGAGCUGGCGGCUGUCCAGAUCUCAUACUACCUGGAUGAGGACAAGUGCUGGGGCCUGGACGUCAGUGAGCUGAGGAGGGCUGUGGAGGCCGCCAGGGAACACUGUAAGCCCCGUGCCCUCUGCAUCAUCAACCCUGGCAACCCCACAGGUCAGGUCCAGAGCAGGCAGUGCAUUGAAGAUGUGAUCCGAUUCGCUGCAGAGGAGCGCCUUUUCCUGAUGGCCGAUGAGGUGUACCAGGACAACGUGUAUGCAGAGGGUUGCCAGUUCCACUCCUUUAAGAAGGUUCUGUUUGAGAUGGGACCAGAGUACUCCAACACGGUGGAGCUGGCCUCCUUCCACUCCACCUCUAAAUGCUACAUGGGAGAGUGUGGUUUCAGGGGGGGCUACAUGGAGGUGAUUAACAUGGACCCUCAGGUGAAGCUGCAGCUGACCAAGCUGGUGUCCGUGCGGCUGUGCCCCCCCAUCCCUGGGCAGGUCCUCCUGGACCUGGUGGUCAACCCCCCCCGGCCAGAUGAGCCUUCCUACGCCACAUUCAUCAAGGAACGUACCGCUAACUUGGAAAUCUUGGCCGAGAAGGCCAAGUUGACCGAGCAGAUUUUCAACACCGUCUCAGGUAUCCGCUGUAACCCCGUCCAGGGAGCCAUGUACACCUUCCCCCGCCUCACGCUACCAGAGAAAGCUAUCGCUGCAGCCAAGGAGAAGGGCCAGGCUCCAGACAUGUUCUACUGUAUGAAGCUGUUGGAGGAGACUGGCAUCUGCCUGGUCCCCGGGAGUGGCUUUGGACAGAGGGAUGGAACGCACCACUUUAGGAUGACCAUCUUGCCUGCAACUGAGAAGUUGAAGAUAGUAUUGGAAAAUAUCAGGGCGUUCCAUAAACGGUUUACAGAAGAGUUCUCCUAACAACCAAUCAGCAAUUGUCUUCAUGGUCUGGGCGGAGCCAGAGCCCCAUCACUGCUCGUCAGACACUCUAUAGAGUGUGAAAAUAUGUUGAAAAUAUGCCAGUAUGUCUUUAAGUGCCACUAUGUUGUUGGACCAGUUCAACACACCUGUUUGACUCCAUCUAGUGUCCAAAACUUAACAUUACAAGAGAAGCAUUGUCUUAUGAAAGUAGCACAGAACAUGGGCUGUUCUGUCUGAACAAAUUGUUUUACUUGUGUGUCAGACAGUAUCUGAGCUGUGUGUUAACCAUAUAAAUAGACUAGGCUCAAUGACUUCAAAUGCCUGUUGUAUUAAUUAUAUUUCUAUGGCAAAAACACUGCUAAA